AUGUCUUGCGAAGCGCCCAUGGAAACAACAUCUUUCGCAGAGAUGCAAAGGUCCGUACAGGUUAUUGGAGAGGGCCAAAUGUCAGGGGGAUGCAGAGAAGUCAGCCUGGUUCAUUUUACACCCGAUGACCCAGACAAUCCAUACAACUGGUCCAAGGCUCGAAAAGUCGUCAUCGUUUUCACGGGUAUUCUGACCGUCAUCAACAGCACGCUCAACUCAUCUCUACCUUCCAAUGCAAUAUCGUUCAUCGCACCAGAUUUCGGCAUCAGUACGACUGGCGGAAACCCCCAACUCGUCCUACCCAUAUCCAUCUAUCUCGUCGGCUAUGUGCUCGGCCCCUUGUUAUUUGGUCCUCUAUCCGAAGUCUACGGCCGUCGAGUACCCAUCCUUCUCACCUAUGCCGGCUACACAGCCUUUACUCUUGGCACCGCGCUGUCCCCGAACUGGGCGGCCCUGAUUGUCUUUCGAUUGUUGGCUGGAAUCUGCGCGAGUGCUCCACUGACCAUUGUCGGCGGCAUGUUUGCGGAUAUAUACGACGACCCCGUCACCAGAGGAAGGGCCAUAGCUUUCUUCAUGGCGACCAUCACAACCGCCCCGUCCGUGGCUCCCGCUAUUUCUGGGUCACUUUCCGAGAACUACUCUUGGCGCUGGACAUUCUGGGCAGCGGUAAUUAUUGCGGCUGCAUCAUGGAUACCGCUUGUCUUCCUGCCUGAAACAUUUGGGCCGGUAAUUCUCAAGAAGCGAGCAAGAAAGAUGAGAAAAAACAUGUCCGAGAAAGGCCAGGCUCCGGUUCAGUCGUAUGCUCCAAUCGAGCUGGAAGUCAAGGACUGGCGCCAUGUUGUCGGGGUUGUCUUGGCACGUCCACUUCGAAUGAUGGUGACAGAACCUAUUGUCAUUGCCGUCUGCUUCUACCUGGCGAUUAUUUACGCCAUCUUCUACAUGUUCUUCCAAGCCUAUCCCAUUGUGUUCAAGGGUAUCUAUGGCAUGUCUGCAAGCACGUCUGGUCUCAUGUUCUUGCCUAUCAGUGCCGGAACCUGUGCAGCACUGCUUCUCUUCUUCCUCUAUGACGCCUUCCUCCAGCGUAGUCGACUCAAGGGAAAGCCGUGGACGCAGCGCGAGGAGAGUAGGCGUCUUCCUUUGGCUUGCAUCGGCGGACCUCUUCUGGCUAUAUCCCUUCUCUGGAUGGGUUGGUCAGCACGCGAAGACGUCCACUGGCUUGUGCCCUGCUUGGCGGGCGCUCCAUUCGGAUUAGGAAAUCUCCUCAUCUUCAUGGCAUUUCUUAAUUACCUUGCUGAUGCCUACAAGGUAUUUGCAGCUUCCGCUCUUGCGGCAUCUGCCUGCACGCGCAGUGUUUUUGGGGCAGUCUUGCCACUGGCAACAACUUCGAUGUACGAUAACUUGGGGGUGGGAUGGGCCUCAACGCUUCUGGCCUUUGUUAGUCUUGCGAUGUCCGCCCUUCCAUUCAUCUUCAUUCGCUAUGGCGAGGUGAUUCGCUCAAACAGCACUUUCUGCCAGAUGCUGAAGGAGAAGGAGGCAAAAGAUCAUGAAGUCUCUGAAAGUUCCUGA
Pestalotiopsis fici W106-1 is the source of this 1566-nucleotide messenger RNA. RefSeq lists its product as uncharacterized. NCBI's taxonomy places the organism in Eukaryota, Fungi, Ascomycota, Sordariomycetes, Amphisphaeriales, Sporocadaceae. The transcript is spliced from 2 exons. The coding region runs from base 1 to 1566 and encodes 521 amino acids. Gene Ontology annotation, biological process: transmembrane transport. Gene Ontology annotation, molecular function: transmembrane transporter activity. The record is from RefSeq and is a predicted model, not a curated record.